Messenger RNA from Dermatophagoides pteronyssinus (European house dust mite), 1308 nucleotides. RefSeq names its product ruvB-like helicase 2. The record is from RefSeq and is a predicted model, not a curated record. NCBI's taxonomy places the organism in Eukaryota, Metazoa, Arthropoda, Arachnida, Sarcoptiformes, Pyroglyphidae.
AUGCAGGCACUCAACGAGGUCAAAGCAGCUCGACUCUGCGGGAAUCGCAAGGGCGCGCACCAGCACAUUUCCGGGCUGGGCUGCGCGAAAGUGUGCGUAGACGAAGCGCUGGACGCGGGCUGCGACGACGCGUGCGGCUUGAUAGGCCAGCACAAGGCACGCAAGGCGGCGCGUGUGGUGCUCGACUUGCUGAAGUCGAACAAAUCGUUCAACCGCGCGGUGUUGAUCGCGGGCGCUGUCGGUUCCGGCAAGACGGCGCUAGCGUACGCGAUUGCGAAGGAGCUCGGCGCGGACGUGCCAUUUGUGCCCAUCUCUGCGAGCGAGGUGUACAGCCCCGAUGUGAAGCCGGCCGAGGUACUGACGCAGGCGAUGCGACGAGCCGUCUCGGUGACCGUCCGCGAAGAGCGCGAGGUUAUCGAGGGCGAGAUCAGCGAAAUUGUCACGAGCGUCGCUGCAGACGGCGCGAAGUCCGGCACAGUCGUACUGCGCACGAAAGACAUGGAGUCGCUGUACUGCCUUGGUCCCAAGUUGCUUGCGCUAAUGGAGCGCAAGAACAUCAUAGCCGGCGACGUAAUUCGGCUCGACCGCCAGAACGGCACCGUCACGCGGCUCGGCCGCUCGGUCGCGCGCUGCGCUGAGUACGACGCUUUCGCGGGAGACGAGCAGUUCGUCGAAGUCCCGAGCGGUGAACUGCAACGCUCCGUCGAAACGGAGCAUCGCGUGACGCUUCACGACAUCGACAUCGUGAACAGCCGGCCCGAAGGCUUCAUCGCGUUAUUCGACGGCAACACCGGCGAGGUCUCGCACGAGGUGCGCCAAAAGGUCGACGCGAAGGUCGAGGAGUGGGUGCUUGAAACGAAGGCGAGUUUGGAGCUCGGCGUGUUGUUCAUCGACGAGUGCCAUUUGCUCGACGUGUCGUGCUUCGCGUUUUUAAACCGCGUGUUGGACACGCCCUACGCGCCGCUGCUGAUUCUCGCGAGCAACAAGGGCGUGUGCCCGCUGCGCGGCACUUCGUUGCGGUUCCUGCACGGCAUUCCGCCGGACUUCCUCGAUCGGCUGCUCGCCAUCUCCACGCAGCCGCUGGGUCGCGAAGAGUUGCGCGGCGUUUUGCAGCAGCGGGCGCAGCUUGAAGAGGCUCGAUGUGAGUCCGCCGCGCUCGAGCUGCUGGUGUCGAUCGCGGCUGACUCGAGUUUGCGCUACGCGCUGAACUUGCUCACGUACGCGGCGACGGCCGCGCGUCGCGCGAAGGCGGAGCGCCUGGACGUCGAGCACGUCGAGCUCUGCUAUCGGAUUUUUUUAGAUUCGUAA